AUGACCGAUGAAGUCGCCCCCAGGGAUGUUGGCAGUCAACCCUCGAAUGAGUUGACCACCACAUCAAGCUCCAAACGUCGGCACAAGAUGAACAAAGCUUGUGUCGCAUGUCGCAGCACCAAGACAAAAUGUCUCCCAUCGAAAUUUGGAGACUCUUGUGAAGCAUGUGUUAAGAAGUCCAGAUUAUGCGUCCCUACUGGGCCAAUUAAACCUCGCAUCAAAUCAUCAGAAAAGUUCUCGGAACUUGAAAAGAAGAUCGAAAGCCUGACGAAGGCUCUAGGAGCAAAGCAUCAGCCGCCAACUCCACCGGAGUCUGGACGGUCAAUAGUCUCGUCUGAAGAUCUUAUUCAAGACCGCAACACCUAUACCACCGCUCAAUCUCUCAAUCAACUGCCUGACCGUCUAGAGAAGACUACCUUGUCCAGGCUCCCGGAUGACUUGAGGACCACAAGACGGACAUGUAUCGAUGUAAUCGACCAAGGGUUUAUUGACUAUCCAACUGCAGAAGUCCUGUUCAAUCAUUACAGCAUUAGCAUGCAACCGAUUCUUCCGAUCGUCAAUUUCUCGGGCGAGAACCAUUUGGACCGAGUCCGAGCUACGAAACCGAUGUCCCUGCUAGCCAUCCUUGCAGUCUCGAGCGCAUCAAUACUGCCAUCAUUUGAACAUCGCCUGAUAAUGGAAUUAAAUGAGCAGCUCGCACGGCACAUUUUUAUCGUUGGAGCACGAUCGCUCGAUCUAGUUCAAGCAAUGCUCAUCUACUCUCAAUACUAUAUUCGCCCAGCAGCCUCAAAAAAUUUUACUCAGACACACUUUGUGUCAUCUGCAGUGGCGAUGUCAUAUGAUUUGUCGAUACAUAGGACUGAGGGGAGUUCGCGUGGCCCAAGGAAUCAAACAGAACAUGAGCACGCUCGUACAUGGCUAAGUUGUUGGUUUGCAGCCUCGUUAAACUCAAUAGUACUUCAUCAGCCAAGCAUAGUGUCUGCAACAAAUGAAGUUGAUAGUGGUCUGCAACGGUUUCUGAGCGAUUUCGAGUCUAGCCACAAUGAUCAGUGGCUAUUCAGACUAUUCCGCCUGCAACGACUGGUUGAAGAUACCAAAACAAUUUAUGGACCAAUGAGUUCGAAGCCUGUUGACAGUCUAGAUGACAAUGCCAACGCCAUGAAGCUGAAGAUGUGCCAACAGCGUCUGGAGGACUGGAAAUCGACCGGCACCCCAAAUUUGGACACACGUCUCAAUGCUUGUGCCAUACAUUUUGCAGAACUAGUCGUCCAUCAGAUUGCGAUGCGAAACGUCGUCAACAGAGUUUAUGCAUCUUACCAUGCGAACAAAGCGACUCCUGGCGCCACAGGUUUUAGCCUUUGCUUCGCUCCAUGGCAAUUAGAAGCUAUCUGGCGCUGUGUGGUCUCUUGCCAGGGCCUCCUCGAUAUAUACUGUGGCUUGGAAGACUCUCUGGUACGGUCUCUACCCAACAUGUUUCUUGUGUGGACUAUUUUUGCAGGCUUCACUUUAGUGAAGCUCGGUUAUUUGGCAGAGGGUGCAUCGUCGCCAGACUCAUCAAUAAUGGCAAAUAUGCUUAGCCAGAAAUCGACCCCGGAAUUUCUCGACGCCAUGGUGACCAAGAUCGACGUCGUCUCACGCAAUGGCUAUUUGCCCCAGGCUAAAGGCUUUGGUCUUGCCUUCAAGAAAUUGAAGUCAUACUACUUACAAAAGAAGCACACCUGCCUUCAUUCGGGGGGUGAUUGUGAAUUUGGCGUCGACGGUGAAGCCGCGGAGGUCGUCGAUCCUUUGGGAGGCGCUCUGAGACAGAGUGCGAUGGAUCCCUCAAAUGAGGUGCUAGGUGAAUCAGACUGGCAGAGUGUUGAAUUUCGACAGAGCCCCGGAGGUAGUUCCAGUGCGCGCCAAACCGUACUCGAGCAGCCAUUGCAAGUAUUUACAGAGGUAUCUCAAGACAUGACUGACGCACCAGAUGCUUCGUUUCCUGAUGUUUACAACCCAUCGGCGUAUGAUCGCACCGACUGGAAUGACUUCGUAUUGGACGAUGUUGCUAUGAGAGAAAUCAAUGACUUCAUGAUGGAGGAUGAUCCUGGAUGGAUGAGGUCGUUCCUGUAG
This is a messenger RNA of Exophiala bonariae, 2109 nucleotides long. RefSeq lists its product as uncharacterized. The record is from RefSeq and is a predicted model, not a curated record. The transcript has 3 exons. Lineage: Eukaryota; Fungi; Ascomycota; Eurotiomycetes; Chaetothyriales; Herpotrichiellaceae. Gene Ontology annotation, cellular component: nucleus. Bases 1 to 2109 code for a protein of 702 amino acids. Gene Ontology annotation, molecular function: transcription cis-regulatory region binding; DNA-binding transcription factor activity, RNA polymerase II-specific; zinc ion binding. Gene Ontology annotation, biological process: DNA-templated transcription; regulation of DNA-templated transcription.